AGGAGGAGGAGGCGGGCCAGUCGAGUGUAACAAACAGCGGAGACGGAGCGGCACGCCGCGCGGGAGCACCACGCACACAUUACUCAUACAAACACGCGCGCGCACGGACCGGAGAGUCACAGACGGUGUUUUCAGUUUUUUUUUAAUCAGUGAGAAAUAACUGAGCGGAGAAGAAAAAGAAGAAGCGAUGUAUGUGCAGAAAGGAGGCUUUGAGGAAACGACAAAGCGAGUCAUCAUGUGAAAGAACUUAUGUGGGAAACGGACGCACGGGCUGGAAUACGAGCAGAAUAGAAAGUCAAAGGGCGUGAGCGGAAUGUCCGUGGAUGAGAAGCCUGAAGCCCCCAUGUACGUGUAUGAGUCGACGGUUCAUUGUACCAAUAUCCUCCUCUGCCUGAACGACCAGCGGAAGCAGGAUAUCCUGUGCGAUGUGACCGUCCUGGUGGAGGGCAAGGAGUUCCGCGGGCACCGGGCCGUGCUGGCCGCCUGCAGCGAAUACUUCCUGCAAGCGUUGGUGAACCAGGCGGAGAAUGGGCUGGUGGUCAGCCUCCCGGAAGAGGUCACUGCCAGGGGAUUCGCCCCAUUGUUGCAGUUUGCCUACACUGCUAAGCUGUUACUCAGCAGAGAAAACAUCCAGGAGGUCAUCCGCUGUGCCGAAUUCCUGCGCAUGCACAACCUCGAGGACUCAUGCUUUCGCUUCCUGGAGGCUCAGCUGCGCAGCGAAGAGGACGGCCUGCUGCUCUGCCACAAGGUGGCGACGGAGGGAAACAACUCAGAGGAUGAGAGCAUGCAGUCAGAGGAAAAGCCCACCUCCCCCAGGGUGCGGCGCUGUGCAGAAGCCCUGUCCUCCUUCCGGCACCCUGACGAUGAUCGGCUAGCGAUGCCCAGUCAGCUGAUGGACGGACGGCUGGACUUUGAUCGACAUGGAGCGUCUGACCUGCCACGAUGCCCCAAGUACAGGAAAUACCAGUUGGCUUGCAACAAGCACAAUAAUGACACCUCCUCACACACCAGUACCUCAGGUUUUCCAAGCACAUUAAAGGAGAGCAGCGUUAGUGGCACAGUGCCGGAUCAGGGCAGGCUGCCUCUGGCACAGAUCAAAGUUGAACCACAGGCCGACGAAGAGGCAAUCUCAUUGUGCCUGUCAGAGGAAGAGCAGGACGGCAGGGAUAAGGACAGUGUGACAGCCAUGGAGAUGGAUCACCCCAUACCCGUGGAGAGAGCCAAGAGAACCAAGUCGCCCCCCUGCCUCCGAGCCUUCUUCAAGAAAGGAGUGGACCUUCCCACUCUGCCCAACACUUCACAGCAGCUAUUCGCCAACAGACUCGUCUGCCCCCAGGACAAAGGAAACUCUCAGGGAGAACAUAUAAAAGACUUCAGACCUUUCUCCGGGGAGCUGAGUCUGUCUGUUACAUCCCCAAACAACGUGGACGGUUUCCCUGUUGGGUUGUCCCUCAAGUCUGCUUCCUGUGAUGGGGUCUGCAAAGGGGACGUUGAGCUAGACCGCCGUAGUGUCAUAUUUUCCUCAGGGGCCUGCAACCGUCUGGGAACGCCAGCGCAUUCCUACCCUGGUGGGAACUCUUUGGAGAUGGAUCUCACUGAGCACAUGCCAAAGGGCGUGUGGGCUGGAGCCAGCCAGUCCCUCCCCACCUCCCAAACCUUUUCUCCCAGCACCACCUCCUCUGAGCCCCCUAUUCUGUGCCGCCCACGACCGAACACCAGCUGCCCAGUGCCAAUCAAAGUGUGCCCACGCUCGCCGCCUUGUGAGACUCGCACCCGCACCUCCAGCUCCUGCUCCUCGUAUUCGUAUGCGGAGGAUGGCAGCGGAGGUUCCCCCUGCAGCCUGCCCCAGUUUGAGUUCUCCUCCUCGCCGUGCUCCAACAUGGCGCGCUGCCUCAAUGUGGACCAGCAGGAUCAGAGCAUUGGAGGGGACGCCCUUUUUAACCAGGUGCGGCCCAAGAUCAAAUGUGAGCAGUCCUACGGCACCAACUCCAGCGACGAGUCUGGCUCCUUCUCGGAGGGAGACAGCGAGUCCUGCCACGUACAGGAACAAGGGCCAGAGGUGAAGCUGCCUUUCCCCGUAGAUCAAAUCACGAAUCUUCCACGGAACGACUUCCAAAUGUUGGUGAAGAUGCACAAACUGACCUCGGAGCAGCUCGAGUUCAUCCACGACGUGAGGCGGCGGAGUAAGAACCGCAUCGCUGCGCAGCGCUGCCGCAAGAGGAAGCUCGACUGCAUCCUGAACCUGGAGUGUGAGAUCAGGAAACUGGUCCAUGAGAAGGAGAAGCUGCUGACAGAGAGGAACCAGCUGAAGGCCUGUAUGGGCGAGCUGUGGGAGAACUUCUCCUGCCUGUCUCAGGAGGUGUGCAGGGACGUGCAGCUGAGCCCCGAGCAGGUCCAGUCCUUACACCACUACUGCCCCGUGCUGCGGCCCGCCAACUCCACUGCCAGCAACAACAACAACGCCGCCCACCAGCCCAAACCCGCGCCCCUCGGCCUCACCACCACCAACAACACCACCACCAGCAUCGACCUCACCACCCACUCAGGCUCAGCCACCCCGGAGCCCAGCUUCCACGGGUCGCCUGGCCCCUCGGAGAGCGAGCCAGACUUGGCAGUCAGGAACGGGGCGGACAGAGAAAUGGACGGUCAGGACGCCGGCUUGUACUCGAAGUCAGGGCUGACCGUGGAGAAGUCCAACCAGGCGGUGACGGUAGAUUUCUGCCAGGAAAUGACUGAAAAAUGUACAACUGACGAGCAGCCGAGGAAGGACUGCACUAAGUAGUUCUCUGUGUUUGUUUUUGAUGUUUUUUAUUAUUUAAUUUUACUCUUCUGACAAACCCUCGCUCUGGGUUGUUGAGACGGUCAGCCUCCGCCAGUGUUCACUGAAAAAAAAACAAGCUUUGUUUGUAUUUAUGUCUUUUUGUGCUGUUUUUGUUUUGAAUGGUUGACACUAAAGUUGUCUUAACAGCAGCAAUACUGUUCUCCAGGUAUUCUCCUCUUACCAUGACAGAGUGGGAACUUCUCACCAAACCCUUACAAUGGUGCUAAACUCGCCCCGGCAGCAGCGGAGACUCUGCUCUCCAUACAUCACAGCUCAAAGUCAAACCUCAUCGGACCUAAACAGCAGCAGCAGCUCUCUGUCUCUCUGUUCCUGCCUUUUUCUCUUUCACAUUUGCUCUUCUUUUCCCACUCUGUCCCUAUCAAUCUUUACUCUACCUCUCUCUGUCUCUUCCUGCGCUCUGUCUGUGGUUCUUCUCUCUCACUAUAUAUCUCAGUGGCCCUUUUUGUCACAGCAAUUCAAACUCAGGAAGAAAAGAAAUCCUCUGAAUGUUCAACCUAAUUCAUGAAAAUGAGAAUACAGUUUCUGUACGCGAGGGAUGCAGUUAGACUGUAAAAUGUUCAUAUGCAAAAAUGUCUUCAAGCGUCUCGCAGUUGUAUUUCUGUACAGGACAACUUCUUUGUAACUAAAAACAUUCCUCCUUUGCCUUCCUCAGCACUGAAUUGAAAGGUAAAAAAAAGUUUUUUGCAGGCGGUAAAUGGCUAUUUUUAUUUCCCACUCAUCAGCAAUACCAUUGUAUUUGGAUGUUGUGAUGGUGACUUUCAAGUGCUUGUUUGGCAGAAAUGUACAUAGUAUGGAGCAUGAUGACUGUAACAGUGAUUUUGUACAGGUAGAGGCUUAGAUGUUUCUUUUUCACCGGGGUUAUAUCAAGCACCUUUUUCUAAGGGAAAAAUCUUUGCUUUGCUGUUUCCUGUCCUGCCUAUCGAAUGCUCCCCUUCAUGGCGGGUGUUCUUAAACUCAGGAAAUCAGCACAAACACACACGUACACACACACACAUUACAGAACAUACAGACACAUGCGUCAACACGCAGAGUUUUGAGCCCCAUGCAUGUAUAAAAGUUAGACAUUCAAGACGUGUUUUGAGCUCAGGCCAGCUCCUCUUUCCCCUUUGAUCCUCUUUAAAUGUGAAAAAUCGAGCUCUGCCUUGUGUUUUAUGGAGGAAAUCUUGUUUCUUAUCAGUAUUUAAAAAAUGCUUUUUGUGUACACUCUCGCAGACUUGCUUUAGAUUUUCUUUAGUGUUGCCAAUCGAUGUUCAGAUGGAGCUAAAAAGCAAUAGAUACUCACGUUUUUUAAACUAAAUCUUUAAACAAACACCAAUUUACUAAAGGAAGAAAGAAAGAAAGAAAUUGAUUAAAUUUAGACACUUUGUUUCUGCCCCCAAGCGCUCAGAGCCAUUUAGCACUUCAGUUUGGGUCUUUGUCUUUAAUUCAGGCUCCUUAAAAGUCUGAAACUGGAGCACUUAAUUCGGCACUUAAAGAGGAAACAUCAUGUUUAUAUGAUAAUACAAAUAUCUCUAUGAAAAAGACGUAUCUGAAACACAAAAGGAAGCUAAUGUUUUAGUAUAAGAAUGUUCACAACUUUUAUUUGUAUUUCUUUAUUAAUUGAAUAAGCUAAUUCAGACUUCAUUUGACGUGAAAACAGUGUUUGUGUUGUCCAAACGACUAAGUAACAAUCAUAUAAGAUAGUAAGAAGUUUGCCCUAACUGUGCAUUUGUUUGAACAUCCUGCUUUGUGAUGUGCAUGCAUGCCUCCUGUAGCUAUAAGUCUAGUUAGUUUGUCUUUAGCUUCUGUUUGCCUCGUGACUUCUUUCUGGAGCUUUUAAAAUGAUAUUUUUAAAUCUAUAUGUAUAAACAAGCUGAAUGAAGUCAGUCCUCAGUAGAGGCUGGCUCUGUGUAUAACAGAUAGAAUUCAAUUGGAAUGUGAAGCUUUAUUCAUUACUCUUUAAAGCCCUGAUCCCAAAUAGUCCUUCCUGUUAGCUUAAUCGAUAGCUAAUACUAGGCUAGCUGCUGUUCCACUCACUAGUACUCUCUCAUUAAAGCAGAUGUUUAUCCAUUAGUGAAAUCCCAGAGUUUGACAAUUGAGAAUCCACUACAGUACUUGCUUUUGAAAUACAAACCCGUGAUUC
Messenger RNA from Notolabrus celidotus (New Zealand spotty), 4964 nucleotides. RefSeq names its product BTB and CNC homology 1, basic leucine zipper transcription factor 2b (gene bach2b). Gene Ontology annotation, biological process: regulation of transcription by RNA polymerase II. The record is from RefSeq and is a predicted model, not a curated record. NCBI's taxonomy places the organism in Eukaryota, Metazoa, Chordata, Actinopteri, Labriformes, Labridae. Gene Ontology annotation, molecular function: DNA-binding transcription factor activity, RNA polymerase II-specific; RNA polymerase II cis-regulatory region sequence-specific DNA binding; protein binding. The transcript is spliced from 5 exons. Bases 314 to 2782 code for a protein of 822 amino acids.